Boeremia exigua is the source of this 2379-nucleotide messenger RNA. Its product is annotated as peptidase family M49-domain-containing protein. The record is from RefSeq and is a predicted model, not a curated record. Gene Ontology annotation, biological process: proteolysis. Gene Ontology annotation, cellular component: cytoplasm. NCBI's taxonomy places the organism in Eukaryota, Fungi, Ascomycota, Dothideomycetes, Pleosporales, Didymellaceae. The coding region runs from base 199 to 2310 and encodes 703 amino acids. The transcript is spliced from 3 exons. Gene Ontology annotation, molecular function: metalloexopeptidase activity; dipeptidyl-peptidase activity.
AGUGUUGCUGCCUUUGACUUGUUCCAGGCGCGAAGCGCAAAUGUCAUGAGACAGCAGGGGUCCUUAAGUCCGUGGACCCCGCAUUCUGAAGCUCUACCAGCGGCUCUAGCUAUUGUUCCUCCAGCCCCGCCGAUCCGCCAUAGCUAGUACCCCCCAUUUGCCUCGGAAUUGUCCAGAGGCCCUGCAUCCAGCAACACCAUGUCCGCUACCAUAGACUCAGAGACUCUCAAACAGUACCUGGCCGACAGCCCGCCCACGGUUGUACCGCUCGCGAUCAAGCCCCACUUCGAGGCGUUGACCGACAAGGAGAAGCUAUAUGCACACCACAUCUCACUAGCCUGCUUUGCUGGCACGCGCAUCGUGCUCCGCCAGCUGUCCCCCGAGUCCGAAUCCAUCUUCGAUUUCAUCGUCGCCCUGCACAAGCACAGCAAAGGCGACUAUGACGCACUUGCCAAAGAGGCAGGUCUGUCGCAGGAGGAGGUCGAGGCGUAUCUGAACUACGCCGCGCAGUUUCUCGGAAACCUCGGCAACUACAAGUCGUUUGGCGACUCCAAGUUCGUGCCACGUCUCGAGCCCAGGCAGCUCAAAGCGCUGGCAACGACAUCCACGGAGGCGUUGGGAUUCUACGACCAGUUCAAGGACGCUAUAUUCGCGGGCGACGAUGUCGCAAAGCUUCACCUCGGAUACCCCAGUGCAGGACAUGUGUCGACGUACUAUCCUGACUCGCCAACCAUAUCAAAAGAGGAGAUUACCGGAGUGAGCGACUUCCUCGAGAGCAAGGGACUUUUGCCGGAGAACACAAGGAUCAGAAAGAGGGACGGUGGGUUUGAUGUCCUGAUAGCUUCGGCGUUGAGCGACCCCACGUCUGAGCAGAGGGAUCUGAAGGACAGUGAAUGGACAUUGGACGACGGGAAGAAGGUUAAGCUGGUGUUCGGCGACUACUCCAAGGAGAUGGAGCUGAUUGCGCACCACAUCGACCAAGCCAAGAAAUACGCUGCCAACGACAAUCAGACGAAGAUGAUGGACGAGUAUGCAAAGAGCUUCAGGACAGGUUCGCUGGAGGCAUUCAAGGAAAGCCAAAGGGCGUGGAUCAUGGACAAAGGACCGACGGUCGAGUCUGAUAUUGGCUUCAUCGAGACGUAUCGCGACCCGCACGGCAUUCGCGGCGAGUGGGAGGGAUUCGUGGCCAUGGUUAACAAGGAGCGAACCAAGGCGUUCUCCAAGCUGGUAGAAUCUGCACCACAGUACAUACCAAAGCUUCCCUGGGGCAAAGAGUUUGAGAAGGACAAGUUCCUGAGCCCGGACUUUACAUCACUCGAGGUUCUCACGUUUGCCGGUAGCGGGAUACCUGCGGGGAUCAACAUUCCCAAUUACGACGACAUCCGACAAAACGUCGGGUUCAAGAACGUGUCUCUCGGCAACGUCCUCAGCGCGAAAGCUGCCAACGAGAAGAUCCCAUUCAUCAAAGACGAGCAACAGGCCCUCUACAAGGCGAACGCCGACCAGGCGUUUGAAGUACAGGUCGGCCUGCACGAGCUGCUCGGCCACGGCUGCGGCAAGCUGCUGCAAGAAACAGCGCCGGGCGAAUUCAACUUCGACCACGACAACCCGCCCAUCUCGCCCGUAACGGGGACGCCGAUCCGCACGUGGUACAAGCCGGGCCAGACAUGGGGCUCGGUCUUCGGCACCAUCGCCGCCAGCUACGAAGAAUGCCGGGCUGAAUGCGUGGCCAUGGCGCUGUCCUGCGAGUUUCCGAUCCUGCAGCUGUUCGGCUUCGGCGACGGCAGCAUCGACAUCCACGGCCCGGCGGGCGACGUGCUGCACACGGCGUACCUGUCCAUGGCGCGCGCAGGCAUCGUGGCGCUCGAGUUCUGGGACCCCAAGAGCCGCAAGUGGGGCCAGGCGCACAUGCAAGCGCGCUUCUCGAUCCUGCGCACGUUUCUUAACGCCGGCGUCGAGUUCUGCGAGCUCGAGUGGAAGGAGGACGACUUGUCGGAUCUGACGAUCCGGCUGGAGCGCGACCGCAUCCUCGAUCUGGGGCGCGCGGCCGUCAACGAUUAUCUGCAGCGCCUGCACAUUUUCAAGAGCACGGCCGACUACAAGCAGGCGAAGAAGCUGUACGACGACAUUACCGACGUGGAGCCGUUUUACGAGAACCUGGUGCGGCCGGCGGUGUUGAGGAAGAAGGUGCCGCGCAAGGUGUUUGUGCAGGCCAACACCGUGGAGAAGGAUGGGAAGGUGGAGUUGAGGGAAUAUGAGGCAGACGCAAAGGGGAUGAUUGCGAGUUAUGCAGAGCGGGCGUAUCUCUGAGUAGAUGCAGAUGAUGAAUGAUGAGAUGAAGAAAUGACGGAGAUAACAAUAUACAAGAAAUCUUUCUUC